AUGCAUCCACAGCUAGAGGCAGAAAGGUUUCACUCAUGUCUUGAUUUUAUCCAAGCACUUGACAAAUGUCACCAAGCUGAGUAUUACAAAAGAGCUUUAGGUUUAUGCAACAAUGAGAAAGAGGCCUUGACCAAAUGUCUUCAUGAAGCCAGACUAGAAGGUGAAAGGCGUUAUAUCAAGGAGAGCAGAGAAAAGCAGAAAGUUAUUCACGCCAAAUGGAAGCAAAUUGAAGAAGAACAGUAUGGGGAAGAUGCAAUUCUUAAGAAAAUCAUCCAAAGGCAGGUUGCCAAAAAGCAACAGGAGCAGGCUGAUAACUCCAAAUGA
Messenger RNA from Lachancea fermentati, 324 nucleotides. The record is from the annotation of a GenBank genome assembly. Lineage: Eukaryota; Fungi; Ascomycota; Saccharomycetes; Saccharomycetales; Saccharomycetaceae.